Molecule: messenger RNA, 1739 nt
Organism: Callorhinchus milii (elephant shark)
Lineage: Eukaryota; Metazoa; Chordata; Chondrichthyes; Chimaeriformes; Callorhinchidae
Product: centrin-2
Exons: 5
Coding region: 86-577 (163 amino acids)
Biological process (GO): mitotic cell cycle; nucleotide-excision repair; centriole replication
Cellular component (GO): centrosome; centriole
Molecular function (GO): calcium ion binding
Source: RefSeq, a predicted model, not a curated record
GGGGCCGGGGGCGGGGCCGGAGUGACGGGCAGAGCCGCCGCGCGGGGACUUACACCGGGCUUCCAUCUACAGAAAGCCAUCAUCCAUGUGUGCAACAGUACAGAGGAAGAAAUCCGGACCAAAGCCAGACAUUAAUGAAGAACAAAAGCAAGAAAUAAGAGAGGCCUUUGAUCUGUUUGAUGCAGAUGGCACCGGAAAUAUUGAUGUCAAAGAAUUAAAGGUUGCAAUGAGAGCUUUGGGAUUUGAACCCAAGAAAGAAGAGAUAAAGAAGAUGAUUGCAGAAAUCGAUAAGGAGGGCACUGGGAAGAUUGGCUUCAAUGACUUUAUGGUUGCAAUUACCCAAAAGAUGGCUGAGAAAGAUUCAAAGGAAGAAAUUCUGAAAGCCUUUCGGUUGUUUGAUGAUGAUGAAACUGGGAAAAUCUCAUUCAAAAACCUGAAGCGUGUGGCAAAGGAGCUCGGGGAAAACCUGACAGAUGAAGAGCUGCAGGAGAUGAUCGAUGAAGCAGAUCGCGAUGGAGAUGGUGAAGUGAACGAGCAAGAGUUCCUUCGAAUCAUGAAGAAGACAAGUUUGUAUUAAUGUGCUGUUUCAUGCUUGUCAGGUUGUGUUUCACUGUUCUGCUCUGAGAUGCCCUCAAACAGUGAUGAACGGAGUAGUAAUAACGUUGCAUGAGAGAGGCUUGCCAUGGGGCAGGAGGAAUAGGAAUGAAUAUCUCGAAUCACUUACGUACAUCCCACUCACAAGUGGGAUGAAUUCAAUAUUUAAUGACUUACUCUUGAGGAUUCUGUUCAUAGAAGUGGGACGCAAAAGUGAGAUUGGAAGAAAAUGUAAAUUUAUUAGCAAUUUGUUUUAUUUGGAGCUUUUAUAAACUUGGCACUUAGGUACGUAUUCCCAUUACAUUUCCAGCUCCAUAAUUCAUAUAUAUAUUUAUUUCUGAAUAUCAGAAUAAAAAUUGGAACCAGAUCAGGAAGGUGGAAUUAAGCUGUAAAAUACCUUGCUCCGAGGAGGCUAAUUAUGUCAAACGACCUGGAUCUUACCAAUGUUUUUUUUGAUAAGAGUGAAAGGCACAUCCUUUACAAUUCAAUUGGGAGCUAUUGAGACUGAGACAUUGAGCCUAACGGUAAGAGAAGAGAAUAGUUUUCCAAAGAAACCCUGGAAAAAUUAACCAGGCAUUUCAUUUUUCUUACAUACCUUUUAUAGGUGGAAUCCCUAGGAGAGUGAUUCCAUUACUGAACUGAAUUAGGUCUCAGCCUGUUCUAGUAAAAUGUACUUUUAUCAGUAUGGGGCACCUGGGAGCAUGUUGCUGCUCAGAUACUAAUUCAUCCAUUUCUUGUGUACUAAACUCACUCUCUUUCCUUCCAACGUUACUAUAACUGGAUUUUGAAAAUGUCUUAAAAACACAAGUUGAAUGCUAUACAUUUCUGGCUCCCCCUCCAAAUCCCUUCAGCACCAACCCCUCUUAGGUGCCAAAGCAGUAAUAUUAAGCGCCUUGGGACAUCCUUCUGAGCUGAACAGUGAUGUAUAUAUGUAAAUUUGCAUUGUGCUGCAUGAAUUGCUAUCGGGGCAACCUAGAUUUUCAAGUAGUUUAUUUUUUCCCAGUGGGUAAUCUUGUUUUGCUGAUCUAGAACCCCAGAACCUCUCCUAAUCUGAGGAGGCAGUACCUCAUCCACUUAAAGUCAACAGGAGCAAAGCUUUAUUACAUAAUAAUAAUCCUUGCAUUUGAUAUAGCACCUUAUCACAC